Molecule: messenger RNA, 2413 nt
Organism: Colletotrichum godetiae
Lineage: Eukaryota; Fungi; Ascomycota; Sordariomycetes; Glomerellales; Glomerellaceae
Exons: 3
Coding region: 209-2278 (689 amino acids)
Molecular function (GO): protein binding
Source: RefSeq, a predicted model, not a curated record
CUAGAGAAAACAAUUCUCGAUCAAGCCCUACCUAUUGUACUUUCGCAAAACGAAGUCUCUGCCGUUCCCGCCAGACUAUAUCUUGCCUGUGACUCCGGCACGUUGCAAGGACGCCUAGCCAGCUACGAACUAGCCCGACGUCACGCCCGAGCGACAUCCCUUGAUGACCUCGUCAAAAUAAUCCAGGAAUUUCAGUCACUAUCCGAAGAUGCCCUACGAAAGCAACUUUCGAAGCGCCUCCAUCGUGGUCGGGCAUGGACAGAAGUAUUUGACAUACUCGCCGAAGGAGGUGAUAAACCUGCGGAGGAUUACAUCGGGCUUCUCGCAUAUAUCUCAAGGCCCUCAGUGUCAGUCAUACCGUGUCCGGCCCAUGUCCUCGUGCUCAUUGAUCCCUAGCUGGGAAAAGCCGAAAUCAGUGGAUCGUCGCCAGGCAAUACUGUCUCUGCAGAAGAAACGAGGUAUUCGGCAAAUGGCGCACUGUGCCACACCAGCCGCAAGAGAGUUUAUAAACUCUCUCACACUCACACAUACCUUUAUCGAUGACACGCCUCGACACUCGCAAAGCUUUCGAGCCACGGCACCGGCGCCAAAGGCGUCUGUUCAUGAUAAGACCAACCCGGCUGUUUUGCCGCGAACCUCGUUUCCUAGCCGGUCUAGUCACGACUUCCUUUGCGAUGACACCGAUAAGCUCUUGCGACUAUCGUAUUUCCUCGCAUCCUCGUACCACGUACCAGUAGAUAUGCUCAGGAGUGGGACCGCGCCUCGCUGUCGAUGGAGCAAGGAAGGCAAUGUUGUCUGUCGCCAAAGCAGCGUUCACCCACACCUGGUGUCCUUCAUCAACGACCAAACGAGACUCGGAGAUGCCAUCGAUAAGCUUACCGAAAAACGUUACAUUGAGUAUACAACGACCGAUGGCCUCAAGAUGUACAAAUUACUCCCGAAUGGCAGUAGUAAGGCUUUGGACGGACUUGACCAAGAGUCGGCUUCAUAUUGGAAGCGGCAAGCGUUGCUGGUUUCAUACCACGCGAUACCCUGGAAGUACCUCGAGCCAAGCACAUCAAUUUCCGUGAUGGUCACUCCACAUCUUCAACACGUUAUCGGAAACGACGAAUCCCUGCAUUGCUUCGACCUAUCCGCUGAGGUCAGAGAAGAUCUGAUCCUAACUCUUGUCGAAGCUGUACGCAUGCCCAAGAUACCGUGGAAGGUCUUUGCAGUCGAGAAGGCCGUGGCUUUGUGUCGCGAUGGCCAGAGUGCUUAUGCCAUAGCUCGUGUGAAUGAGGUCACUAGUCUCGUUGGCAGGUUGGCGAAGAAAACGAUAUUGCCGCCCAACGUAGCUCCAGGCCCCACAGAUCCAUGUGAUCUCCGAGUUAACGCAGCAGCUGGCCUGGUAGCCGUUCAGAAAUGCUUGGAUGAAAUGCAGAGAGAGAAACUACCAGACGCUGAAGAAACGCUCACUCGGUGGGAGUCUCAGGCUACGCAGCCAAUGACGCAGGUUGUAUUGUUCAGGAAGUCCUUACUCCUUGGUCAAAUCGAGCGGCAAAAAGGCGACUUCGAAGCCGCCGAGCGAUCACUGAGAUCAGCUUCCAAGACUGCGGAUGAACCAUCCACAGGAAAGAUACUUCACUUCGACGAGGAUCGACCCGCCCUAGCUUGUUCACUCAGUGAUGCGCGUCGUGAGCAGCUAUCUGAGGGCGCAGAGACGCAUGUUCGACAACUACUUGAAGGACUUGAAGGAACAACAGGCACAGCUCGAUCGCGGGCACAAUUACAGGCAUCUCUAGCUGAAUGCCUUUACGCCAAAGGCCACGAAAAAAUGGGAAGGCAAGAUACCUUGAACGAGGCAUCGUCCGUCCUCUACAAGGCAGACGAGCUAUGUCAGAGCCUUCUCAAUCUAGAUCCUGGAGAUAUCUCGCGAUUCGACCAGCUAAGGUCAUGGUUGACACACGCAAAAAUAUCUUUCAUCAAAGGCGACUACAUAGAGGCGGAAAGUGGUUUCAAGGAAGCGCUAAACCUGAUUACUAGGUUCGAUAUGACGAAUGGGUAUGUCACGAUGGUCAUCGUACGGUCCAUGGCGGUCACAUUGAAACGAUCACUGGACGCAAGCUCCCUUGACCCCACAUCGCGUUCAAAGCGUUUAAAGCUCCUUCAGCAAUCCGAGCAGCAGUGGAGCAUGAUGAAAGGUUUAGUGCGUCCGGGUGGCACGAGGUUCUGGAUGCCUGGUUUGCAGAAGUGGGAAGAGUGGUUAUGUUCAACGGAAGUCUUACGAGGCCGUCUUUAAGACGCCCUUUCUUUGAAAGAAGAUGGAGAAUAUACCGAUUGUGUUAUAUGCCUGUAUCGCACCAGCUCAUAAGACGGUUCGUACUUUGAGUUGAGUGACCUUUCUCCGCCGUUCUCACUCGUGGUCUCCAAUUGU